AUGCUGAUACAUUCCUUCAAUGGCAUGCAGGCUUGUAACAGAGAUCUGCAAUGUGGUGGAGGCAUGUGCUGUGCUGUUAGUCUCUGGAUCCAAAGUCUUCGAAUUUGCACACCAAUGGGCAUCUUUGGAGAAGACUGUCAUCCUUUAAGUCAUAAAAUUCCAUUUGGGGGGAGAAGAAUGCAUCACAGCUGUCCCUGUGAACCUAACUUGGCUUGUGUCCGGAUUUCUGCAAGGAAAUAUAAAUGUUUACCAGAUGAUAGAAUGAUGAUAUCUAUUUUUAGCAGAAGGAUGGUGGAGAAUUCUGUGUGA
This is a messenger RNA of Thamnophis sirtalis, 309 nucleotides long. NCBI's taxonomy places the organism in Eukaryota, Metazoa, Chordata, Lepidosauria, Squamata, Natricidae. The record is from RefSeq and is a predicted model, not a curated record.